Saimiri boliviensis boliviensis (Bolivian squirrel monkey) is the source of this 3879-nucleotide messenger RNA. It is a transcript of the gene ZNF337, whose product is annotated as zinc finger protein 337. The record is from RefSeq and is a predicted model, not a curated record. Gene Ontology annotation, cellular component: nucleus. Gene Ontology annotation, biological process: regulation of transcription by RNA polymerase II; positive regulation of reciprocal meiotic recombination. Lineage: Eukaryota; Metazoa; Chordata; Mammalia; Primates; Cebidae. Gene Ontology annotation, molecular function: recombination hotspot binding; histone H3K4 methyltransferase activity; RNA polymerase II cis-regulatory region sequence-specific DNA binding.
CUGCACUUUCACUAGGAGCUGCAAUCCUGAGCUAUUCCUAGUCAGCCAUCUUCCUGAGAUUCCCCUCCCCAUGCUAUUAAUUUGUUAAAGGCCUUGGUGUUAUACAGUAUUGAAAAACUGCCAGUGCCAUCUGCCUAUGGCCUUCUCAAGUCUGUCUGCCCUUGUGGUUAUCCUGAGUUUAAACCCAGGGAGACUGAGGCUAGAAGAGGCAGACAGCUUUCAUGUGUUCUUCUGUUCAAUGCAAAAAACAUUUGGAACUCUGAGUCCUAACCUUAAACUCAAGACCUCACCUGCAGGCAUUCCACAUCCUUUUAACUCCUCAGUGAUGUAAACAACAAACCUCACCCAGCUCCUGGGGCACAGGGUCUUCACUCCCAGGCAAGCUUGUCCCAGAUUUGCAGGGAGUCUGCCUCCCUAGACCUUUUGGCCAGAACCCCACGUGGGAAUCUUGCAGGUGUGCUCUACCCAGCUCCCCAUUUGGUACUGGAAUCUGGUCUGUGUCACAACCUGGGGAGGGCAUCUGUACCCAGCCACCCUCUGACUUCUCUGUUUUCACAGAUUGGCCAUCUGCAAGCUUCCCUUCUCCAUGAAGAGCAGGAAUAUAGCCAUGGAAUCCCAGGGAGCCAAGACAGAGGUUUAAAGCUCCAUGCAGGUUUGAAUUCUGUGCUUCUAGGAAGCCCCAUGAAAAGUACCUAGUACCAUAAAUACUGGGGCAAGGCAGAGAUGGAGGCCUUGGAACUCCAGGCACAGGUGGCAGAUCCUGGAACCCUACAGUUGCCUGAGUGCAUUGCUGUCCCUGGUGAGCAGGCCUGGGUUUUGUGUUACAGUCUUUCAUGGCAUUUGGGGAUGUGACUGUGGAUUUCACCCAGAAGGAAUGGAGGCUGCUGAGCCCUACUCAGAGGGCCCUGUACAAGGAGGUGACACUGGAGAACUACAGCCACCUGAUCUCACUAGGAAUUCUCCAUUCUAAACCAGAACUCAUCAGGCGGCUAGAGCAAGGGGAAGCACCCUGGGGAGAAGAGAGAAGAUGCCAGCCGGGCCCCCAUGCAGGAAUAUAUGCAGAAUGUGUCCUGCCACCCAAGAAUCUUGGACUAGCACACCAGAGGCAACACCAACUACAAUUUUCUGAUCAAAGCUGCCAGAGUGACACAGUUGAAGGUCAAGAGAAAGAAAAAGGCUCUAAGCCCAUGGCAUUUUCCAGCCCAACCCUAAGACAUGCAGUAAGCUCAAGGAGGAGGAAUAGUGUAGUGGAAAUUGUGUCUAGUCAAGGCCAGAGGGAAAAUCCUACAGAAAUAGACAAAGUAUUGAAAGGAAUAGAAAAUUCAAGAUGGGGAGCAUUCAAGUGUGCAGAGGGUGGGCAAGACUUCAGCCAGAAGAUAAUAGUAAUCAUACACAAAAAAGCACAUUCCAGGCAGAAGCUUUUUACAUGCAGGGAGUGUCACCAGGGCUUUAGAGAUGAGUCAGCAUUGCUCUUGCACCAGAAGACACACACGGGAGAGAAGUCCUAUUUGUGCAGUGAGUGUGGGCGAGGCUUCAGCCUCAAGGCAAAUCUCCUCAGACACCAGAGGACACACUCAGGAGAGAAGCCUUUUCUGUGCAAGGUGUGUGGACGAGGCUAUACCAGUAAGUCAUACCUCACUGUGCAUGAAAGAACACACACAGGAGAAAAGCCUUAUGGAUGCCAGGAGUGUGGGCGACGAUUUAAUGAUAAGUCCUCAUACAACAAGCACUUGAAGGCGCAUUCAGGGGAGAAGCCUUUUGUUUGCAAGGAGUGUGGGCGAGGCUAUACCAAUAAGUCAUACUUCGUUGUGCACAAGAGAAUACACUCAGGAGAGAAGCCUUACAGAUGCCAGGAGUGUGGCCGAGGCUUUAGCAAUAAGUCACACCUCAUCACACACCAGAGGACACACUCAGGGGAGAAGCCCUUCGCGUGCAGGCAGUGUGAGCAAAGUUUUAGCGUGAAAGGAAGUCUCCUCAGACACCAGAGAACACACUCAGGGGAGAAGCCUUUUUUGUGCAAGGAUUGUGGGCGAAGCUUUAGCCAGAAGUCAACUCUCGUCUACCACCAGAGAACACAUUCAGGGGAGAAACCUUUUGUUUGUAGAGAAUGUGGGCAAGGAUUUAUUCAGAAGUCAACUCUUGUGAAACAUGAGAUCACACACUCAGAGGAGAAACCUUUUGUGUGCAAGGAAUGUGGGCGAGGCUUUAUCCAAAAGUCAACCUUCACUUUACACCAGAGGACACACUCAGAGGAGAAGCCUUAUGGAUGUCGGGAGUGUGGGCGAAGGUUUCGAGAUAAGUCCUCCUAUAACAAGCACCUGAGGGCACACUUGGGUGAGAAACGUUUCUUCUGCAGGGAUUGUGGGCGAGGCUUUACUUUGAAGCCAAAUCUCACCAUACAUCAAAGGACACACUCAGGAGAGAAGCCCUUCAUGUGCAAGCAGUGUGAGAAAAGUUUUAGUUUGAAGGCAAAUCUUCUUAGACAUCAGUGGACACACUCAGGGGAAAGGCCAUUUAAUUGCAAGGAUUGCGGGCGAGGCUUCAUCCUAAAAUCAACUCUUCUCUUCCACCAGAAGACGCACUCGGGGGAGAAGCCUUUCAUCUGUAGUGAAUGUGGGCAAGGAUUCAUCUGGAAGUCAAACCUUGUAAAACACCAGCUUGCACAUUCUGGCAAGCAGCCUUUUGUAUGCAAGGAGUGUGGGCGAGGCUUCAAUUGGAAGGGAAACCUUCUCACACACCAGAGGACUCACUCAGGGGAGAAGCCCUUCAUGUGUAAUGUGUGUGGGCAAGGCUUCAGCUGGAAGAGGAGUCUCACCAGACAUCACUGGCGGAUACACUCAAAGGAGAAGCCUUUUGUGUGCAAGGAGUGUAAGCGAGGCUAUACCAGUAAGUCAGAUCUCACUGUGCAUGAGAGAAUACACACAGGAGAGAGGCCUUAUGAAUGCCAAGAGUGUGGACGAAAGUUUAGCAAUAAGUCAUACUACAGUAAGCACUUGAAGAGACACAUACGUGAGAAGCGUUUUUGUACAGGGAGUGUGGGUGAGGCGUCAUCUUGAAGUCAUAUCUCACCAGCCAGUGAGGCCACAUUCAGGAGGGUAACAUUACUUUGUUACAUGCUUUAGUCAUGGCUGCAUAACUUAUUCCUGAAGAUAAAACAAAGGCAGACAUAAUCUAGAAAGCUACAGAUAACCUGAACUCAACCCACACAUCCCCAAGAGAUUCGGCAAAAAGAGGUCCAUGUUUGGGGAACAGAGAUGCCAGCUGAGGGGAGGGCAUUACCUGGGCUAUUGAGGAAAUGUGGUCUCUUUCCUACUGAGCACAUAUUAUUGUAUUUGUGUCAGGCUUUCCAAGGACUGCUCUUAGCCAGUGACUGCAAAGCAGGGAUACCAAGGGAGGCCUAUUACUGACACCCUCCCCAACCUCCUUAGACUGCAAGCAAUUUAAGCCUCCAACAAACCUCCUCUUGUACUGUCCUUCCCUCUGGCUGCUCUCCCAUCCUUCCUUGACACUAUGGUUUGAAUGUUUUUGUCCCCUCCUUAAUUUAUGUCGAAACUCUACAUAAACUGUUUACUGUUGAAACAGUGUCACAGUAUUAGGAGGUGGGGCCUUUGGGAAGUGAUUAAGUCAAGUCAUGAAGAGAGCUUUUGUGAAUGGGAUCAGGUGCUCUUAUGAAAAGCCUUGAUAGAGGGAAUUUGUCCCUGUGGCCCUUCUAUUUUCUGCUCUGUGAGGACAUAAUGCUCCUCCCCUCCAAAAGGUGCAGCAUGAAGGCAUCAUCUUGGAAACAAACAUAAUCCCUCAACAUAAUCCCUCCCUACCGAUGUUAUGAUGUUGAACUUCCCAGCCUCCCGAACUCUAGGAAAAUAAAGUUCUCUUUAUACA